Messenger RNA from Sebastes umbrosus (honeycomb rockfish), 1761 nucleotides. RefSeq names its product F-box protein 16 (gene fbxo16). NCBI's taxonomy places the organism in Eukaryota, Metazoa, Chordata, Actinopteri, Perciformes, Sebastidae. The record is from RefSeq and is a predicted model, not a curated record. The transcript has 8 exons. Bases 214 to 1482 code for a protein of 422 amino acids. Gene Ontology annotation, molecular function: protein binding.
GACACACAAACAACGAAUACUACUCUCAGUACACCUGUCUCUACUUAAGCCCAAUGUGAAACCAGCCCAGCUGCAUGUUAAAGGUUCAUUACUCUAAACGGGUUCUCAUUGCGUCCGUUAGCCGACCUGUGCUUCAGUAUUACCGGGCUCCUCCUAGAGCUCCGAGCACGGAAUUCAUCAAUUAAUCGCUCCUCGUUAAUCUGUUACUCAAAGAUGCCACUUACCGUGCCACCAAGGUCAUCUGCAAGCUGUGCUAAGAUGCAGACCAAACUGAGCGCCUGGACUCCUCUGAACCACCCACCGUCCAACAGCAAGGUGUUUGAAGAGAGGCGAAACCUUCUGGCAAAGUGGUUUGACAGGUGGUCCGACAGCCAGAGGAAGGCGGUGCUGCAGGACUUUGUGCUGAACUGUUCUGUGGAGCAGCUGACCUUCCUGAGCCUCAGUGUGAGCAGACGACUCCCCCUGCAGGCUGCAGACUUCACCUGCCUGCUGCCCAGAGCCCUCUGCCUCUACCUCUUCUCCUUCCUGGACCCACGCAGCCUCUGUCGGUGCGCCCAGGUGAGCUGGCACUGGAGGAGCAUAGUGGAACUGGACCAGCUGUGGAUGCCAAAGUGUGUGAGGCUGGGCUGGUGCAUCAACUUCUCCCCCAGCCCACUGGAGCAGGACGUCUGGAAGAGACACUACAUCCAGACUGUGCUGGAGCUGCAACUCACCUCGCUGCAGGCCGCCUCAUCCCAGCAGCAGUUUGUGGUUCCACACGUAUCAGCCAUCAGCAAUAAACAUGAAGAUCCGUCAGAACUGGCCUUCAUCAGCGAGGAGCGUUCAGCCUCCACCAGCCAGCCACCAGGAAACAUUUCCAGGACGGGGUUCAGAAAAGAGAGUAAGCCGGCUGCACCACCACCAUGGAGAGACUCUGACAGACAGCCUAAAGACACACUACGCUUCAACUACUUGGACAACCUGGACCCCACUGAGCAAGCUCUCACAGCGCAGGUGAAUAGCAGAGCCUCCACCUGCCGCGGCGACACAUGGAAGCCAGGCGGCGGCAGCCAGAAAACACUGUCUGAGGCGCAUUACAAACUACGCAAAGCCAAAUCGCUGAUGUUCCUAAUCUCCAACUGCAGAACCCAACAUCCACCUCCUCCUCUUCCUCUUCCUCAUCAUCGUGAGACCCAAUCUCGACCCUCUUGGGCGGCUCACAGUCAGGACCACCCCGUCACCAGGGAGACCGCCCAGAGCAUGCUGCGCCUGACCCAGUGGAACGCUGGGAUCCGUCCUGGGCCGGUGAGGUCGGCGGUGCCCCGGCUGAGCGUGGAGGCGCUCAGGGCGUCCCAGCGCUCACACCGGAGCGCUCCCAGUAAGGCAACCACAGCUCCUCCACUCCUCUGGGCUCAGUAUGAUGUAACCACGCAGCAAGAAGCUUAUUCAGGACAAAUUAUGACUGAUUCUGCAAGAAAGUCGCAGACUGUGUGCAGAUUGUGACCCUGUUAGAAAUGCUUUAUGUCUCGUUACCAGUGGAGCUAAAUUAUUGAUUCUGAACUCUUUUUUUAAGGCAAAGCAUUAAAAUAAAUUUAGACUGCAUCUAAUUAAAGGUAGGGUUGCUAAAGAUUUACGAUUUUUUUUUUGACAGCAAUCACUAAAUCAAGUGCUCUGACACUAGGGCUGUCAAAGUUAAAGCGAUAAUAACGUGUUAACACAAAUUAGUUUUAACGCCUAGAGCUGAAGCUAGAGUGAGGAUACUGGUAUCAUAUAAAACUAUAA